This is a messenger RNA of Rhizophagus irregularis DAOM 181602=DAOM 197198, 568 nucleotides long. NCBI's taxonomy places the organism in Eukaryota, Fungi, Glomeromycota, Glomeromycetes, Glomerales, Glomeraceae. The record is from RefSeq and is a predicted model, not a curated record.
CUAGUAAGCAUAAUUUGGCCAGCACUAUAAUUGACCAUAUAUGUCAUGUGUUUUAUGUGUUUUAUAAUUUUAUUUCAUGAUUUUGGCUAAAUUCAUUUUCUUGGCCUAAAUUAUAUUACCACUACCAAAAUCAGGUGAUUUUUGGCAGACAUCCGUCAGAGGAGAGAAUUUUAAUGUGAAUUUUAUCCAACAAAUCCCCGAAAUUUCAUGGUCAAUUUUGCCACUGGUGAUUGUCUCUCAUUUGAGUAUGAAGAAAAGUUAGACCGAUCAAAAACUUCUUAUGGUAAUAAAAUUAAAAAUUUUGAUAUAAAUUCACACAGUAUUCACACACAUCACUCGGAUCGAUCCGAACUUAUCCGGAUCAUCAAAAGAAUCGAAUGAUAUCUCAAUCAAUUUCCGAUCAGAAAGUAUUUAUAUUAAGUAAUGCAUAAAUGUUUCAUUUAUGCAUAUUCUUGAAACGAGAAAACAAAAGUUUAUAACGAAAUCCUUAUUAAUCUUUGUAGGGAAAGAUUUCAUUGUAUAUAACUUUCAAGGUAAAAAUAAAUAAAAUAACAAAAUAACCCAAUUU